Molecule: messenger RNA, 648 nt
Organism: Penicillium verrucosum
Lineage: Eukaryota; Fungi; Ascomycota; Eurotiomycetes; Eurotiales; Aspergillaceae
Product: Bromodomain associated domain protein
Exons: 1
Coding region: 1-648 (215 amino acids)
Molecular function (GO): protein heterodimerization activity
Source: RefSeq, a predicted model, not a curated record
AUGUCGGGCCCAAACCUGCACAACGCUCUCCUCCGCCCUCCGAUCAUCCAAAUUCUCCGCGCUCAAGGCUUCCACUCGACACGCCCUUCAGUCUUGGAAUCUAUUCAGGACCUGACUGGCCGGUAUCUGAUCAUUCUCGCCUCAUCUGCAGCGGAGCAUGCCGCAAACUCACACCCAUCCGACCCAGUUCCGGAUCUCGAAGACAUCUACCAAGCCCUGCAGGAUGCAGGAGCCAUACGGCCACAAUUACGUGAAUGGGAGGAGGAAUGGCAGGGAGAAGAAGAUAUGCGUGGUCUUGAUGGUUUCCUCGGCUGGAUCACUGGCCCUGCCCAUCGUGAAAUUCGACGUGUUGCCGGUUUUUUGCCCAGCGAGGGUGACAUGGUGGACCCUGACGCCGUUGAGAAGGAGGAUUACUUGACCGCAUUGAAGAAGAAACACAGCAAGACGGGUGAGGAGUCUCGGUACGCUGGGACUGUCCUGGGGAAACAUGCUGAGGAACACCCUGUCGUCAUUGAGGGUGGUGCCCCCAGCAUCCAAGACUGGGGUGCACAGGUUCGUGCCCGGGCUUUAGAGGCAAUCGAUAGCGACAGUUCUGGUGUAAGCAGCGCACCGAGUCAUCUCUCCGACGACGAAGCGAUGGCCGCGUGA